GGCUGUGACUGUUCCUGGUCACCUCCAUCCCUUUGAGCAUUCAUCCUAAAGUAGCAUUUGUCCUCCCCAGGAACAGCCCCCGUGCUCCCCACAGGUUUCAGCCAAGUGAGACAAUGAUGGAGUGCUUUCAUUACAGCACCUCCCUCACCCUGCUGCAAUUGCUCCUGAAAAGCACCCCUGAAAGCCCCCCGUACCAUUAGACUGCAUUAGCAACUCGCUCACACCAUCAAUCAGGGUCUACCAGGGAUAAGCAAACUCUCCUAUUCCCUUUCUUCACCUCUCCUUCCUGUAAUCAUUGCACUGAAACUCCCUGUCCCAGAACCAGGAAACAAGAGAAAUCCCACCCUGACCUCAGCCAGCUCACACCUGCUCAUCCUCAGAGGCUGGCUCAUGUCACACCCUAAGCCUUUGCCUCCCAGCACUGAACAGCCCAGUAUCCCCAAACCCCUCCCAGCCGAUGCCUUUUAGAGCCUGGCCCUGCCCGUGGUGCAGCUGUAGCUCAUCUCCAUCCAAAUGCCUGUGACCCGGUCCCCGUGGCGUGCUGGCUCCCAGCUCCCCAGUCCCAGCUCUGUUCCCAGGAUUUUUCCAGCUGAGGCUCUCCAGGUUGCUCCCCAAAGGCACAACAUCGCUCUCAGCCCUAUGAAAUUUCAUCCCGUGGUUCUGGCGCUUGUCCCCAAGGUCACCCACGCUUGCUUGCUUUCCCUGGCUUUGUGGCUGGUUCCUCUGCUCUGUCCCCUUUACACAAAGGGGCCUUUGGGGAAAUAUUGUGUGGGGAGCCCCAGGGUGGACCCUCAGGGAACACCAUGCUGUCCCAUCGUUGUCCCUCUGUCAUUUGUCCUCCUGGCUGAGCCCUGGCGGCUGUCCCCUGUGCAUGCCCAAUGUUUCACAGCAUCUCUUGCUCUGAUGGAGCCAAUAACUUCACACAGGGAUCAGAGCUGUUUUGCAGCGGUUUCCUGAUUGCAUUUGUUCACCUGCUUUGGGGAUACUCGUGUCCAUGAGCUGAGAUGUGCACAGGGAGCACGAGCCAUUUGGGGAAGGAUGCACAGCUGAUUCAGGGGCUGGGGUGUGCUUGUUGCACCCAUGCAUCGUCCAGACCCCCUUGUCCAGCCCCUGUGCAUCGAAGCGCUGCUGCAUGCAGACGCUCCCCUUCCCCUCGGGCUGCCGAUGGCGGCUGCGGUGCUGGGAUGGGGCUGGAGAUUGCUCUGUGGUCACAUUGGAUGCUUUUACGAAGUGCUGAGCGCAGGAAAAUAGCAAACCGCAAAAAGGGGCCGUGCUGCCGCAGGGCUGCAGGGAGUGGGGGGUGAUGCCUUUGCUCCUGGACUCACCCAGAACCAGCCCCAGGCCACCUCAAGGCUACCUCCACAGGACCCCAAUCCUAUCCUGCUCACCAGCACCAGGGCUGAAUGUCAACCCUGGGAUUCCCUGUGCCCCACAUGGAGCAGAGCAUGGGGUGAUGCACUGCGUGGCUCUCCAGGAGGAGGCAUCAUCCGAAUCAUGACAGUGCCCAAAUCCUGCAAAAAGCAGCGUGGGCUUGGAGGACACCCGACCUAGGGCAUUGCCUUUGCACACAUCGCUGUCCCACGGCGCGGGGAGAUGAGCCCAUGGGGACAAGUGCCAACAGAAUGAGCAGCACGGAGCACUCAGGGACACCACAGCAUCCUCACUGGCACCACCCAGAUGGACAUGACGGCAGGACGGUGACGCAGGGCUUUGGGCAAUCUCUGGCUGCCACGGUGAAGAGCUCAGAGUCCCCGGUGAGCCAAGCAGAUGGAGGCUGAGGAAACAGCCUGGGACCCGGCAGGACGGCGUGGAUGGAGCUGCAGAUCGGGCUGCCAGGGAUGGAGGAUGCAGCAUACCAGGUGCCUGAAUGCGCAACAUCCAUGCAAACCCAUCCGUGCACACCCAGCCGUGCACACCCCUCCGUGCACAACUGUGCACCCCAGAUCUGGCAGCCCUUCAGCUCCCAACGCAGCGGCGCAUCCCAGAGCCAGCGACAUCUUCACUCCGUCCUGCCAGCCGCAGCCGGGCUGCUCCCAGGGGAGCAGGGAGCCCGCAGAACCGCCCCUCGCUCCUCCCCAGCCCUCUGCUCCUGAUAUCCCCUCCUCUCCAACCCCCCCUGAGCAGCCCUCUGCUCUUCUUCUGCUUCUCUCCCUUCACUCCGCGCAUCGCUGCACACCUCUCACUCCUUUUCCCUUCUCUUUCUCUGCUCCCAACUUUUCCCCUUCCUCCUUCCCAGCCCCUCUCACCCACUCUGCGAGGCACAGAUUCACCACUGGAGACCCCCACCCUGAAGCAGGACCAGGACCUCCACCCCGCAGCUGGGACUCUGCACAAUGCCCCUCCAGAUAUUCUGCACCAUCUCCUUCUCCAGCGAGGAAGCACCAAGAGAUGCCACAGCAGCUGGGAGAGGAGAGAAUGGAGCGGAUGAGUUCCUGUACAAGCAGGAGGAGGAAGAAGAGGAGGAGGAGGACGCAGGGGCAGCCACAGACUUCGUGGCCUUUGCCAGCAGCUGCACACUGCAUGGGCUGAGCCACAUCUUUGUGGAGGGCAGCCUGGGUGCCCGGCAGGCGCUCUGGGCGCUGGCUUUCCUCCUCUCCCUCUCCGUCUUCCUCUACCAGGUGGCCGACCGCAUUGUGUACUACCUGGAGUACCACCACGUCACACUGCUCAGUGAGGAGGACAGCCCCGAGAUGACUUUCCCUGCCGUCACUUUCUGCAACGUCAACCGGGUGCGGGUCUCGCAGCUCAGCCACGAGGACCUGCUCUACCUUGCACCCCUGGUUGACUACGAGCCUGGGAUGGAGCUGGGCUUUGUGCCAGCCCAGUUCAGCUCUUGGGAUGAGGAUGAGCCCCUAAAUUUGCACGGGUUUUUUAACCGCACUUGCCACCAGCUGGAGGACAUGCUGCUGAGCUGCAGCUACCGGGGCGAGCAGUGCGGCCCCGGUGACUUCGUGGCGGUGAGUAGCCCUGUCCUGCUGCCCUGGGGACCGGAUGGUGGCACAGCUCUUUUGCUUGGCACCGUCAUCUCCUGGCUCCCGUCGCCCCCAACCUGCCCCACAAUCGCGCCUUCUCCUCGCCCCUUUCUGCUGCCUCAGACUUCUCAGUGUGAUGAGUGCCGCGUUCACAGCUUGGGAUGGGGAAAAGCAAAGCCCUGGGCAUAGAGUAAGCUCCUGGGGGAUUCCUGCUGCCUGUCUCCUGCCCCAUUAGGAGAGGAAAGGGACCAGGGAGCAGCUCCCACCAGCAUCGCGUUGGAUCAGCCACAAUGGUUGAUGCUGUCCAUGCUUGGGGACAGGCACCCAGGAAUUCUGGUGGCAUUGGCAUUGGGGCCAGAUGUCUCCAUCCUUGUGUCCCCACCACACCUCGGGGUCUGGGCUUUGCACUGUGCAGCCUGCAGCCUGCUGGCCCCAAAUGCUCCCUUAGCCGGUAGCAGCUCAGCAUCAUGGAGCUGUGCUGGCAGCCGGAGGUGAGAGCUGGAACGGGUGAGAAGAGGGGCGGGGGGGCUGAGGAUCCUGUCCAGACCCCGUCUGCAGGACUGGAGGAGAUGGGGCAGAUACUGGUGAGGGCGUAGGGCUGAGUGCUGCCGUCCUGGGGCUGCGGGGUCAUGGUGCUGCAAAUCCACAAAGCAUCUCCACCGACCUGUGCCCAUCGCCUCGGUGGGGAUCUCGUCCUUCUACCAGGGCAAAGGCAGCUCCGAUGCUAAGAGACUCCAUGGGGCAGGAGCCUGGGUCAGGCUGUCCCCCAGGCUGGGCAUGGCCACAUUUUGAGGCUGGUGCCGGCUCCGUGCCACAGUGCCAGUGGCAGAUUUGGGCCAGCAGAGGGGCCCCAGCCUCAGC
Messenger RNA from Numida meleagris (helmeted guineafowl), 3833 nucleotides. Its product is annotated as acid-sensing ion channel 1B-like. NCBI's taxonomy places the organism in Eukaryota, Metazoa, Chordata, Aves, Galliformes, Numididae. Bases 2334 to 3161 code for a protein of 275 amino acids. Gene Ontology annotation, biological process: sodium ion transmembrane transport. Gene Ontology annotation, cellular component: membrane. The record is from RefSeq and is a predicted model, not a curated record. The transcript has a single exon.